AAUAGGCGGUGGAGUUGUAGAAACGAAGAAAAAGGAUUAGCGGAGUAUAUAACUUGGGGAAGACGAAAGCCUAUUGUUCCUCGAUCUUACCUGAGAAUGGCGACGGCGGCGACGGAGAUUCGGCGGGCGGAAGAUUCAAAGCAAAUCCAUGAGCAAGGCGCUGGUGGAGGCGGCGGCGAAGGUCUCCGCCAGUAUUACCAGCAGCGGAUACAGGAUAUGCAGCUAUUGGUCCGUCAGAAAGCUCAUGAUCUGCAGCGCCUCGAAGCUCAGCGCAACGACCUUAAUGCUCGAGUGAGGUCACUUAAGGAAGAACUGCAGCUUCUGCAGGAGCCUGGAUCAUAUGUUGGUGAAGUUGUCAAAGUCAUGGGUAAAUCGAAGGUUCUUGUCAAGGUCCAUCCUGAGGGAAAGUAUGUUGUUGACAUUGACAAGAGUAUUGAUAUCACUAAGAUUACACCUUCGACAAGGGUUGCUUUACGCAAUGAUAGUUAUGUUCUCCACUUGAUUCUACCAAGUAAGGUUGAUCCAUUGGUGAACCUUAUGAAAGUUGAAAAAGUUCCAGACUCUACAUAUGAUAUGAUUGGUGGUCUUGACCAACAGAUUAAAGAAAUAAAAGAGGUCAUUGAACUUCCAAUCAAGCAUCCUGAAUUGUUUGAGAGUCUUGGAAUCGCUCAACCCAAGGGUGUCCUGCUUUAUGGUCCUCCUGGCACGGGUAAAACUUUGCUCGCAAGAGCAGUGGCUCACCACACUGACUGCACUUUUAUCCGAGUCUCGGGUUCCGAAUUAGUUCAGAAAUAUAUCGGAGAAGGUUCCAGGAUGGUUAGAGAACUUUUUGUAAUGGCCAGGGAACAUGCUCCGUCCAUCAUCUUCAUGGAUGAAAUUGAUAGCAUAGGAUCUGCUCGUAUGGAAUCUGGAAGUGGAAAUGGCGAUAGUGAAGUUCAGCGAACUAUGUUGGAGCUUCUAAAUCAACUUGAUGGCUUUGAAGCAUCUAAUAAGAUAAAAGUACUUAUGGCCACCAAUAGAAUCGACAUUCUUGACCAAGCACUUCUUAGGCCUGGAAGAAUCGAUAGGAAAAUUGAGUUCCCAAAUCCCAAUGAAGAUUCCCGGUUUGAUAUCCUAAAGAUCCACUCAAGGAAAAUGAAUCUCAUGAGAGGAAUUGAUCUGAAGAAGAUUGCCGAGAAGAUGAAUGGUGCAUCCGGAGCUGAGCUCAAGGCUGUCUGCACGGAGGCUGGAAUGUUUGCUCUGAGAGAGCGGAGAGUCCAUGUGACUCAAGAAGACUUUGAGAUGGCUGUCGCCAAAGUCAUGAAGAAGGAAACCGAGAAAAAUAUGUCGCUGAGGAAGCUUUGGAAGUAAGUAGGCUACGAAUAUCGAACCUUGUGUGAGAUAUUACAAACUAAAUAUCCUUUUAUGAACUCAAUUCAUGGACCCCUCCCUCCCUCUUCUUUCUGUGUUGCUGUGAAUUAUUUCUUAUUUGAAUUUCCUAUCCAUCUACUAAAUUUGGAUAAAUGCUUAAUUAAAUAUUCUAAUUUUGAGUUAUAGAAUUUGCUUAUGGAGAGUGGUUUAACGUUGCA
Messenger RNA from Andrographis paniculata, 1568 nucleotides. Its product is annotated as 26S proteasome regulatory subunit 8 homolog A-like. The transcript is spliced from 9 exons. The record is from RefSeq and is a predicted model, not a curated record. Gene Ontology annotation, cellular component: proteasome regulatory particle, base subcomplex. Gene Ontology annotation, molecular function: proteasome-activating activity; ATP hydrolysis activity; ATP binding. Gene Ontology annotation, biological process: proteasome-mediated ubiquitin-dependent protein catabolic process. NCBI's taxonomy places the organism in Eukaryota, Viridiplantae, Streptophyta, Magnoliopsida, Lamiales, Acanthaceae. Bases 97 to 1350 code for a protein of 417 amino acids.